Molecule: messenger RNA, 2121 nt
Organism: Eruca vesicaria subsp. sativa (arugula)
Lineage: Eukaryota; Viridiplantae; Streptophyta; Magnoliopsida; Brassicales; Brassicaceae
Source: the annotation of a GenBank genome assembly
AGCCCCCAAUCUCCGAGAAAACAUCCCACCACCAAAUCUCCAUGGCUCCAAAAUCGAAAGAGAAACCGAAAACCUCGUCAUCCUCACAUCCUCCUCCCGCGAUCGAAGAUCUCUUCACCACUCUCGAUAGGCACAUCCAGCGAUCUGAAUACGAACAAGCCGUCAAGGUCGCUGAUCAAGUUUUGUCGAUUGCACCUGCCGAUGAGGAUGCGAUCCGAUGCAAAGUUGUGGCUCUUGUCAAAGACGAUAAGAUCGAUGAUGCUCUCUCCGUCAUUCAAUCCUUCCAUAAGCUUCCCAUCGAUCUAGGGUUUCAAAAGGCAUAUUGCUUAUACCGUCAAAACAAACUAGACGAGGCUCUGCAGUGUUUGAGAGGACGAGAGAGAGAUUCAGAGACUUUGCUUUUGGAGGCUCAGAUUCUGUACCGUCUGGGGAAAACAGAUGCUUGUGUGGAUGUGUAUAGGAAGCUGCAGAACUCCGACAUUGAGACGGCAGAGGUCAAUUUCGUUGCGAGUUUGGUUUCAGCUGGUAAAGCUUCCCAGGUGGAAAAAGCAUUGGACUCGUGGAAGAUCAAAUCAACUAGUAGUUUUGAGUUGGCUUUUAACACUGCUUGCUCUUUGAUUGAAAACAAUAACUAUGCUGAUGCUGAACAACUUCUGCUGAUUGCGAAAAGAAUUGGUCAUGUAACCCUCACGGAUGAUGGCUUUGCUGAUGAGGAUAUUGAGACUGAGCUGGCCCCAAUUGCUGUCCAAUUAGCAUAUGUCCAACAGGUCCUUGGACAAACUCAGGAAUCCACCAGCUCAUAUCUAGACAUCAUUAAACGAAACCUGGCUGAUGAAUCGUCGCUUUCUGUUGCUGUGAACAACCUUAUCGCCUUGAAAGGUUCCAAAGAUGUUUCUGAUGGCUUGAGGAAGCUUGAUCGUCUCAAGGAGAAAGACUCCCAAAAUUUUCAGCUUUCUCAAACACUUAAUGCGAAGCUUUCGCAGAAACAUAAGGAAGCUAUAUAUGCUAAUCGCAUCCUUCUGCUUCUCCAUGCAAAUAAGAUGGAUCAGGCAAGAGAACUCUGUGCUGCACUGCCGGGCCUAUUCCCUGAGAGUGUUAAUCCUGCAUUGCUUCAAGCUGCUGUGUUGGUGAGAGAGAACAAGGCUGCCAAGGCUGAAGAACUUCUGGGACAGUUCGCUGAAAAGUUCCCGGGAAAGUCUAAGCCGGUUCUCUUGGCUAGGGCACAAAUUGCUGCUUCAGCCAGUCAUCCUCAAGUAGCAGCAGAGUCCUUGUCCAGAAUAACUGAUAUCCAGCAUUUACCUGCAACUGUUGCCACCAUUGUCGCACUCAAAGAGCGAGCUGGGGACAAUGAUGGUGCUGCUGCUGUUCUUGACUCAGCAAUUAACUGGUGGUCAAACUCGAUGACUGAGAAGAAUAAGCUUGGCAUAUUGAUGCCGCAGGCUGCUUCCUUCAAGCUCAGGCAUGGCCAAGAAGAGGAGGCUUCACGGCUAUACGAGGAGAUUGUGAAAAAACAUAAAAGCACAGAUGCUCUCGUUGGUCUUGUGACCACACUUGCCCGUGUCAACAUCGAGAAAGCAGAAACUUACGAGAAACAGCUAAAGCCGUUACCUGGGUUGAAGUCUGUUGAUGUGGAUAACCUAGAGAAGACCUCUGGUGCAAAACCCGUGGAAGGCGCUGCUGCUGCUGCUUCAGCGAUGCAGGAAGAAGUGAAGAAGGAGAAGGCAAAGAGGAAGAGGAAGAGAAAGCCAAAGUAUCCGAAAGGAUUCGAUCCGGCUAACCCUGGUCCUCCUCCGGAUCCUGAAAGGUGGCUUCCGAGAAGGGAAAGGUCAAGUUACAGACCUAAGAGGAAGGACAAGCGGGCAGCUCAAAUCCGUGGGUCGCAGGGUGCAGUGACAAAGCAAGAGAAACAAGAAGCAGCUCCUUCGACUUCAAAAUCAAACCAAGCGACCACUAAGAGUGCAGCUGAUUCCAAGCCUUCUUCCUCUAAGGCCUCAAAAAAGAAGUCUAGGAGAUGAAUGCAACCACCUUUUUUACAGUAUUUUCUAAGAAAACAAAAAUGGACUACUACUCAAAAUGACAACACGACCUGGAUUUCCUUUGUUUUCUGUUUUUUUUUUUUUU